Cercocebus atys (sooty mangabey) is the source of this 1717-nucleotide messenger RNA. It is a transcript of the gene TCF23, whose product is annotated as transcription factor 23. The record is from RefSeq and is a predicted model, not a curated record. The coding region runs from base 375 to 1019 and encodes 214 amino acids. Gene Ontology annotation, molecular function: protein dimerization activity; DNA-binding transcription factor activity, RNA polymerase II-specific; RNA polymerase II transcription regulatory region sequence-specific DNA binding. Lineage: Eukaryota; Metazoa; Chordata; Mammalia; Primates; Cercopithecidae. Gene Ontology annotation, biological process: developmental process; regulation of transcription by RNA polymerase II. The transcript has 3 exons.
UCCAAAGCUGAAGUCACAGGUCCACCAUAGGACCACUGUUGAGGUUAGGCAUGGCUGGAAAGGAGCUCCCUUCCCCACUAUCCUCCUGCUUUCUUCAGCAUGGGCCUCCUCCCAAGGCUUGGCCACUCCCAGCAUCCAGCACCCCCACCUCUCAGCCGGGUUGGGAGGCAGGCGGAGGCUUUUCGCGGGGGCUGUGCCUGGUGGGCGGUUUUCCCAGAGCAGGGAGCACACAGGACUGAGUUGGCGCCUGCUUCCUCGGAUGUAGACAUUACUGGCUGGAUGACCAGCCUAAGCCAGCUAGCUUGAGUCCAGGGCCUCCUCAGGCACUGUGUUUCUGCUCUGUGGGCUGCAGCCCCAUAACCCAGUGGGGUGGCAUGUCACAGAGGAAGGCCAGAGGGCCGCCAGCCAUGCCAGGGGUGGGCCACAGCCAGACUCAGGCCAAAGCACGGUUGCUGCCAGGCGCUGACAGGAAGAGGAGCCGUCUCAGCAGGACAAGGCAGGACCCGUGGGAAGAAAGAAGCUGGAGCAAUCAGAGAUGGAGCAGAGCUACCCCUGGCCCUCGAGGGACCAGGGCUGGGGGCCUGGCUCUUGGCAGGAGCGAGGCCUGUCCUGAGAACGCCGCGCGGGAGCGGAGCCGGGUCAGGACGCUGCGCCAGGCCUUCUUGGCCUUGCAGGCUGCUCUGCCUGCCGUGCCGCCCGACACCAAGCUCUCCAAGUUGGACGUGCUGGUGCUCGCCGCCAGCUACAUAGCCCACCUCACCCGCACGCUCGGCCACGAGUUGCCUGGCCCCGCCUGGCCACCCUUCCUGCGUGGACUCCGCUACUUGCACCCUCUCAAGAAGUGGCCGAUGCGAUCUCGUCUCUAUGCUGGAGGCCUGGGGUACUCUGAUCUUGACUCCACCACAGCAAGCACCCCCAGCCAAAGAACAAGAGACGUAGAGGUGGGAUCCCAAGUCCCUGGAGAGGCAGAUGCUCUCUUUUCUGCCACGCCACUCUCACCAGCUCUUGGUGACAAAUAAUUAUCACACUUGCCUUUUCUCCUAGACUGUGAUUCAUGCUUAGGGACCUGGAUUUUCUACCAGCCCCUACCUGUCUUCACUCUGAUUCUCAGCCAUCAGACUUGAUUCAGACUCAGCUCCCAAGUUCCAGCAUGCAGACCAAGAGAAGCAGUAGCACUUCUGUGAUGAACAGUACCAGAAGGGCAUAGGAUGGAGAGCCUCCUCCUUGGUCCCCAAGAGGGGACUUCCCCAUGGCUCUUCUGUGACAGCUACUGGGAAGUGGGAGAGAAAGAGGUAUAAUUGGGCUCAAAGUUGAGCUAGGGAACCACCCUAACUUUCUUCCCCUAAGGUUUCUACAAACCCUCUGCAGAUAACGAAGACAGGUGCAGAGGGAGGGGCCUGGGAUGGCACCAGCCCCAGGUGCUGAUGGGAAAGCCAGGUGACCAGAUAGGCUCUUGGUAGCUGCAAGUGUAAACAGAUCUGGGCUGGGUCACACAGCCAGAAGAAAACUGAAGAAGGGAAUGUGCUUUCUAAUUGCAUCAUGAGAUGCUUACCUGAUGUUAGAGAGAGAGUGAGGAAUUCAGGAUUCCUGCCUCUGUAGUGUCUGUAGUAUGGGCCUCUCCAGAAGCUGCCCCUCACCACUACACUUUCUCUCUCUCUUGGCUCCUGCACUCUUCCACUCUUUUCUUCUUCUUUUUAUGUAGAGAUGGGGUCUUGAU